AUGGAAGAGAAAAAAACUGCGCGGGAAGAAAAGGAUCUCAUUUCUGCGGAAAAUAUCUUCCACGAUAUCUGCACCUUGAUUUUGAACAAGAACAUCGAAAUAGAGAUCAUCCAAGAGGGAUUGCUGAAAAAGGUGAUGGGCGAUGAAGACUCCAAUAGCAUUCUGUUCCUAGAGGAAAGCACAAACACGCAGAACGAUUUGACAAAACUGAAUGCACAUCUGGAGGUAGACAAAGCAAAUUGGUCUCCAAACAAACACGAACUGAGGUACGCGGAUAUUCACAUCACAGUCGAUUUUAAUAAGAAGCAGUUAAGUUAUAGCAUCGAUAACUCCAAGAUACAUAAAUGCUAUCACUACAGAAUUACUCUCCUGCUGGACCAUAUUACACGAGAAGGAUUCCCCUUUAAGGAUAGCAUUUUGUAUUUAUACCAUGGGAUUAAUGAUAGGAGUUCCAUGACGUGUGGAUGCUGGCAGGAUGGGAAGACUGUCGAUAAGUCCUUAGAGGAGGACGAAUCUAAAGAUGUGAAUAUUCUCAAUAGUGGAGAGAUUGGAGAGGGUAAGGCGUUUUCCGCGCGGGAGAAGUCCGAAGAGCAUAUGAAUUGGUACGAACAAAAGGAUAACUUAUUUUUGCACAAAAAUGAAGACAUAGAACAGUUGAGGAGAGCUCCCGUUUCGUACGCCUUCGAUCAGAACAUCAUUUUUUCCAACAAGGAAAAUGACGAUUCGGAUGGAAAGCGGUCGCAUAGGUCGUCCCAAGUGAGGCAUCCAAAGAGGGAGGUUGCUAAGCGGGCGGAGGGGAGCAUCACAGAUGGUUCGUCUUCCGAUGGGGGGGCGGACUCGGAGAGCGCCAGGGAGGAAGAGAAGGAAAAAAAGAAGGGAAACAAGGGAGACGCUGCCCAAAACGGGGAAGUGAAAAGAAGUUGCCCUGAUGAGGAGGAAGAAGAGAUAGAAGACGUCUCCGAUGGAGGGUGCCAACCGGUGGGCAGUGCCGCAAAUGUGGGCACAGAUGUAGACGCUGACGUGAACGCAGACGUAGUGGCAGUCAUGGGCGCUGACGCUGACGCUGACGCAGAGGACGCGAUUAAAGCGGGGAAGGAAGAGAGCAGCCACAAGGAUGAAGGCACGGGAUUUUCCAUCAAAGAUUUGGAAGAAAUUAGCCACUUUCUUCGAGAUGAUUACAUGAACAAAAAAGGGAAAAGUGGCAAUUCCCUCAUGAUGGGAAGUAGGGGAGGAAAAUACGUAAGAGAAAAAGAAAAAAAAAAAAAAAAAUUCAUGAAAAUUAUGAAUGAAAAUAUCCCCCUAACGCUUAUUUUGUCAGAUAAGGGUAACGAAAUAUGCAAAGAAUUGAUUAAUAAAUAUUCGAGGUAUUAUCGAGAUUUUGUGGAGGAACGUGUUCUAGGGUGUGGCGGGUUCGGAUACGUAAUGAAGGUAAAAAACAAGCGAUUUAAUAUUACCUAUGCUUUGAAGAAAAUAACCCUGUGCAGCAGCAAAAAAGGAGCGUGCUCUUACCUUCACUCCAGUAGUGACCUAAUGAAUGAAAACAACCGAUACAUAAUGGAGGAAGCAAUCAUGAUUGCGAAGCUACAACAUGAAAAUAUUGUACGGUACUACGAUGCCUGGGUGGAAAAUAACAUCGAUUUCUACCUGCACGAUGAAGUGGAAAAUAACUACGAACAUGUUAGUAAAAAGAAAAAAAAUUAUACACACUAUAUGGAAGAAAUAGUGAACAUGCGGCAAUACUAUAAGGAGAAAAAGGGGAUAGACAUUAAUGAGAAAUAUUUGUACAUUCUGAUGGAGUACUGUCCAGGGAAGACGCUGAGGGAGGCCAUCGACUGCGGCUUUAUAUAUAAAAAUGAGAACCUCCUAUGGGAGUUAAUAAAGCAAAUUUUAAAAGGGCUACACUACAUACAUGAUAUGAACAUUAUGCACAGAGAUAUCAAGCCAUCCAACAUUUUCCUCCAAAUUAGUGAUAACAUCUUGACAGCCAAAAUAGGGGACUUCGGAUUAACCACCCGAAUUGAUAACAAUAGUAAUAAUAUCAACCCAUCCGCAGGGACAGUGAAUUAUAUAUCCCCUGAGCAGUUAAAUGGAGAACAUUUUGAUCAAAAGGCGGAUAUCUUUUCCCUAGGUGUGGUAUUCUUCGAAAUGUUUCACGAGCCGUUUUCUACCCUCAUGGAGAGGUCCAUAGUGCUAUCCAAUUUGUUAAAAGGGAUUUACCCAGAUUAUAUAAAAUCGGAUCAAAAAAUUUUCCACUUUUUAUCCAAAUUGUUAGCCAUAAACCCGCAGGAAAGAUCUUGUGCGUAUUCUCUACUGCAUGAAAAUUUUCUAUUCUCCUUCGAAAAGGACUUCACCGAGAUUUACAAUUUAGUGGAGAACAAAAGGAACUGUGAGGAAGUGCACACCAUAAUUAGUACCCUCUUUGACAAGGUUGAAAAUAGCAAGGGAGAAAGUCUCAUCAAAAAGGAGGACUUGGUAUCCUUUCAAGGCGCAAAAAUGUUUACAGACGAAUCGGAUAUGAAGAAGUGCAUUAAGAAAAAGAUUAUAACUUCUUUAAGAAAAAGGGGAGCCAUUUUUUUAAUCACUCCAAUGAUUUUGCGGAAUAAAUAUUACACCAAUUUGGAGCACUUCCAUGUGGAUGAGAGUAGCAGUUCACACAGUGUCAGCAAGAAAAAGGACCUCAAAAUGUCCAACAUUUUUAUUAACACCAAUAGGAAUGCCCUCCUGGACAAUAUGGUGUACCUACUAGACAUUUACGGCAACAGCAUCACCUUGAGGCCCUCCUUCUUUUUCGCCUUCUCUGAGUACAUUUAUGAAAAUAUCGAAUGCUACAAUAGGUAUAAUGAAUCCAAUUUUUUCCUCAAGUUUUACACCAGUGGGUGCACGUACAAAUACCCCACCGUUCGAAGCAAGCCAUCGAAAAAGGACCCCCCUUCUGCAAUUUACCCAGAGGAAGCUGAAAAAAUAUUCUAUUGCAUUUUAAUUAGCUCGAAGAAUGUGUACGGACAGGAAGAAUUAAAUUACCUCUCCAUCUUCUCCAAUGCGGAUAUUCUCGUAUCUGUCUGCUCCUUGUACAGCCACAUUUCGCACCUUAACAAAUUGAUGUUCCUAUGGUCCUACAUUGACCUCCUCCCUCUGAUACUGCACGAAUGUUUAGACAUCUCGCCAGAUCUCAGUGAAGAAAUGAGUAUUCAUUUAAAGAAAAAUUCGCCCCUCCUGGGAAAUAAAGCGAACAUUGCUCCUCUCCUACAAAAGUUCAAAAUUAGCAGCAAUAAUCUCCCCAAGGUGUGCGAUUUUGUGUAUUCCCUAUUUCAGCUCAAAUGUGAAAAUGGAAAAGUGGACGACUAUUUAAACUCUUUGAGUAGGUUCAUAUCGGACGAUUUGAGCAAAAAGGGUGUCCUUCCUCCUCAUUAUAAAAGCUCUUCCGCUUUACAUGGGGAUAAGGCGAACGCAAGUUAUGGCCCCAGCGAUAUUGCCACAGGGGGGGGGACCAUCACCGGUGCGAAUGCUAGCGGUAAUGUCGCUUCUCCCAGUACUGCUAGUGGGACCCCCAGUGCAGGUACCAACGAUGUAUCCAUUAAAAGAGUCCAGAUCGUGCCGAACGAACAAGCGAAUCUAAGCGCGAUUAGCAAAGUGAAAACCCUUUCGCUGAUAGAUAAGGUGAAAAAGAUAAAUAGUUUUAUUGGGACAAGCUCCAUCAUGGAAAAUACCUGCUUUGAUUUAUUCCUGAAUUAUGAAGAAAGCGUGUUUUCAAAUGAAAUUAUAUUUUACGUGAUCGCCGAGGGGAAGAACAGGGAUAUCAUAGCGUGCGGCGGGAAAUUCGAUCGGGUCAUUCAGCAUAUGAAGAGCUGGGGUACGGCGGCAGGUACGGCCUUGCCUUGUACAGUUUUGCCCGGCACAACCUUGCCUGGCGGUGUGGGUAUACUCAACGACCCUGGCAGCCGCGCUGGCAACGACCUGGGAAUCUGCCUGGACAGCGACACCUGCUACGGGGGCGACUACGACACGGGCGGUGGUGGCACCGAUUCGAAGCUGCUAAACAUGAAGGCCUAUGGGGUAGAAAUUUAUGUAGAGAAAAUAUUCCUUAAGGUGGCAGAGUCGAAUGAGAAACCGCCUCUAAAUGUUCAAUCUACUGCAACAUCGGAGAGGACGCAGAUUUUUAAAAACAUUUUACCCUCCCCCAAUCAUGAAAACGUUUUCUCCUGCUCGACAAAUUUAAUCCAGUCGCCUGUGAGCAGUGGCCCAUUUAGUUACUCCUCCCCCAAGGUGGUUAUUCAGGUGCACGAAAUGUCGAAUCUGCUGAUAGCCUAUGAUUUGUCCAAGCAGUUAUUACACAAGAAUAUCCCUUCGUAUAUUUACUUUUCCGCCAAUAAUGCAAACACGAAAAAGAAGAUAAAAAGUUUUAAGCCGCACAAGAUAAAGUUUAUCAUUUCGAUCAAGUCAAGUGGCAGCGACGUGUCUUUCGAUGCCCACAACCCUAUCAAGUUAAAUAACGUUAAUUAUAAAAUUUUUAAUUCGAAAAAUGAGGACUACAGUUUUAUGCAGCAGGAGGAGUUAAUAAAUUACUUAAUUAAGAACGUCUAG
This is a messenger RNA of Plasmodium vivax (malaria parasite P. vivax), 4581 nucleotides long. Its product is annotated as serine/threonine protein kinase, putative. NCBI's taxonomy places the organism in Eukaryota, Apicomplexa, Aconoidasida, Haemosporida, Plasmodiidae. Gene Ontology annotation, molecular function: protein kinase activity; ATP binding. Gene Ontology annotation, biological process: protein phosphorylation. The record is from RefSeq and is a predicted model, not a curated record. The transcript has 2 exons. Bases 1 to 4581 code for a protein of 1526 amino acids.